AAUUUUGUAAAUAGUGUAUAUAAUGUAAAUAGUGUAUAUAGCUUGAAAUCCGCUGGUAUCUUCACUUUUUCUCGUACAUUUUUUCUUCUAAUGGUGUUCACCGCUCGUUGCGUGUGCACGAAACACAGCACCUGGAGCCAUGGAAAUGUAUCGCCUGAUGCAUUACGAAUUGCAGAUCCUGAGGAGCUAAGGUUUUGCGAGGUUGAUAGUUCGAAGAACAAAGGCCGAAAAAGAAAGAUAUGUUUAGCUUGCCGUGGAAGACUUGCUGCCGAAAUAAAGUGCAUGCGACUCGAGGUACGUUUAUACUUCUACAAUUGCCAUGUUUUGUUUUCUCAUGUUUCAGACAUCUCUGUCGUUCGAUAAGCUUGUAUCUGAUUUUUUCGCACACAUAAACUUACGUCUCUUAGGUUAGUUUAUGGAAUACGUGCUAAUUUUUUUUAUUAAUUAUUUUAUCUGUUUGUUAUUUAGGAUCAACAAGCCAGUCAGUACACCACGGAAGAUAUGUGCGAUGUACCAGUUGUCGGCGAAGGUGAAAUUGACAACACCGAAUAUUCACCAAGCAGUCUACCUUCGUUUUCCAGCUCCAAACAUGUGCAAGUUUUGGAACUGCCUUUACGACCGUACAAGGACGCGGAAAAAAGGACUCAGCAAGUUAUGAGGUCAAAGACCAUCGAGGUUGUUGAAGACUGUGCUAACAAAUUUGUGCAUUAUAACGCGAAAGACAUACCUGAAUUUGUGAACGAUUUGUUGAAUUGCAAAAAGUGGAAGUCCACAUUUGGAAGUUGCCACAACAAGGUUGACCAGGAGAGUAUCUUCCUCACUAACCUUGCAGCUGAAUACAAACGCUGCAAGGACAAAGAUUUGAGUAAAGCGGUACGACUUCGAUCAGCAAAGCAAACCCAGAAAAUUUUGAUUGGACAGACUUUGAGGGACAGUAGAAUUUCUCUGAGUGGGGCAACCUCAGAGGUUUUCAAAUCGCGCGUUGAUGCAGCUAAAGAUCUUGGCAGGAUUCGAAGUUACUCUGAUGAAAAGAGAAGACUUUUGUCAAUUGUUGCAACAGAUUACUCAUAUUCAGUACUAGAAAAACUCUUCAAUUGUUCUUCGAAAAUGGUCACCGCCGCUAGAGUACAUUGCAUUUUAUUUGGGCGUGGGGGUGUCCCCAUGGACAAAUUCAAAUUUACCCGUCAAUGUGUUAGUUCCGAAGUGUUAAAGGAACUUUGCGAAUUUCUCCAUAGAGAUGAUAUAUCAAGGCCAUCGUCAUGCCGGAGUGUCUUGGUUGAAGGCGAGGAGACAGCUGUGAGGUACUGGCAGGAUACAGUCAAGGGACUUAUUAACCAGUACCUUCUGGAAUUCCCUAAUGGAGUGAAGAGGACCUACAUUUACACACACCUGCCAAUUAAUUUUCGAAUGAACACCAUGUUGGCAGGUCUGUGUAACUUGUGUGAUGAUUUUGGAUACUCCAAUUUUGAUGAACUCUGUGCUAUCAUCUCCGAGGUGUCAUCCAGUUGCUCUGAUGUCAAUGCAUCAGCCCUCUCCAAGGAUGUGAGACGCUAUCAGAAAUUUUUGAAGACAACAUUCCCUAAACUUGCUCAGAAGCAUUCUCCUUGCCUCGAACUUUGCUUGUCACAUGCGUUUGAUUCCUGUUCAGAAGAGCACAGCUCAGUUCUAACUGACAUUUCUCUAAUUUAUGAUGUGCAUAGUUCCCUUAUGCAAUCAAUUGAGUCCAUGAGUGAUGUUUCUGCCAAGGAUGAUUUAAAAGCCAGACUAGAAGAAGUGUAUAAGGUGCACUUUGACUAUUUGGGUCACCUUCUGCGUACCAAACAUCAAGGUGACUACUACAAAUUUGUUUUGAAGAAUUUGAAGCCUGGAGAGUGCGUUAUGGUCAUUGACUAUAAGAUGAAAUUGGAACUUGGGAAAAGGACCCGUGAGAUUCAGCGUGAUUGGUAUGGGAAGAGGGGGAUAUCACUGCAUGGAUGUUACAUUGUUGCACAGAUUGGAGAAAACGAAAAAAACUGUGAGGUGUUUGACUUGUGGUCAGAAGAUACCAAACAAGAUGCCUUCUUUACCCAAAGUGCAUUAGAUGUCUGUUUUACGUGGCUUGAGAGGGCCUUCCCAGGAUUCUCUGUUUAUCUAUUUUCUGGUAUGUGUGCAAUUUAUUUCCACUACAUGUUACAUUCAUACACUAUAAAUUAAAUAGUGAAAUGUUACAUACACUAUAUAUAUGUUGUAGUUUCAUUUUUUCACUGGUUUAUUUUUCAUCUUUCUUUGAUAUAUUUAUUAAAAUAUAUUAAACAAAAAACACAGAGAAAACAAGGGAAAAUAAAAGUUGAACCAAGGAUAAAAUUGAACUACAACAUAUAGAGUGUUUUCACUCACUUGACCAGCAGCUGUGUAACUUUAUUGGAACAAAGGAAAGUGUUUACAUGAGAGAAGAGUUCAAUUCCCCGUGAUUAGUGUGGGACACUAUCUUGACCGCCGUCUCAUUGUUUUGAGACACCUAUAUGGCCGCCAUGACAUCACGUUAAAACGCUCUAUACAUGUACAUACUGUACGUAAAACCUGAUCCAGAUACUUCAGUGAUCUAAAGGGAUAGGCACUACUCUUGCAAUCUGUCACCAGCUCAUGGGCUUCCAGAAACAUUUAAACAUUUAACUUAAAAGUUAACUGGGUUUUGAAAAGAGCUCUCAAGGCUUAUGGGAGUAAAUUUUGAACAACAAGAAUAAGGCACAUUUGGCUCUUUGUUUAGGUUAAAUACAUUCCAACAAUCACGUGUGGAAAGACGCCAGUUGCAGAACUGCAUUGUCAGGUUUUCUUUGUUUGUUAUAACGAUCUAAUACUGCAUUUAUUUUUUUAUUUCUCUUCAUGCAUAUAUUUUAAUGCCAGGAAGAUCAACAUCUAAUUCCACUUUCAAAUACGUUAUUAUUUUUAUAAUGCAAUAAAAAUGAUUCUAACACUUAUUAUACAUUAUAUCCACAGACAAUGGUCCUCAUUAUCAUAACACUGCAGUUCUAACAUACCUAAGUGAGGUUAAUGAAGUAUUCAACUUGAGCUUGUUGGAAUACAACAACUUUGAAGCUGGGGAAGGGAAGACGUCUCUUGACACCCACUUUGCCCACAUAUCCCACAAAAUUGUGCGAUAUGUUCGCCUGGGCAAUGAUCUGGAAACUGGAGAGGAGCUUGGACAGCUUGUGCAGGUAAAUUCAAUGCAGUUAAGAACAUAUAGUGAAUAUGGCUUCUGAUGUUUUGCUACACUGUAUGCACAUAUUUCAUUAAUUUUUUGAUACUUGAGCAGCAUAUUUAUUUUCAUAAAUAAUCAAAAAUGGAACUUAGGUUUUUGCUGGCAUUACACAGGUAUUGUAGUGAUUCACUUUAGGAGCCUCCUUCUAAUAUUUGGUCACUCUAAAAAGCUCCUUAAUAUAAACUAGGCACAUAUCCUUAUUUAGUGCCCAAUAAGCACUGUCCCUAAGUUGAGCAACCCAAAUUCAAUGCCCCCUCUAUCCAAUUCAAAAUAAUUUAUAACAAAAAGUACACAGGCUGAAUAAUGAUGACAUAGCAGACAAAAAUGGUAAACAUAACUCAAAGUAAGGGGUGACUGUCCCCAGGUGAUGAUAGAUACACCUUUUUGAGUAAAGGAACAAAAGUAUAUUAGUCAGCUUUGAUAUACACAGCACAUUGUUAUUUUUUUUUUCUUUUUUCUUUCUUUUUGAAAUAGAGCAUGAAGAAUGUAUCAUGUUUCCAGUUGUCCAUCGAAAGAAGUAGAGCUCCUAAGAAAAUGGGCACCUUCAAGGAUAUUUCCUUAUUUGGGAACUUCAUAUUUCCUCUUCAAGGAGAAUUUGCUGGGGGCAUCAUCGCACAUUCCUUGGCUGGUAUUGGCAAAGUUGUCAAAAAGACAAAGGUUCAGAUUCAAAAGAUCACUACAAGAAAUUCCCCCAUGGCUGGCUCAACAGGCUCUUCCAUCUCUUCGCAAUUACCAGUACCACAAACCAGAGAAGAGGGCUUACAAAGUCUCUCCAGCCAGGAUGUAUAUAGUGUACGUUUUAUAAACCAUGCACCUGAGCCACUACAGUCCCCAUCCUUUUUUCCGAGUGGAAGGAUUACCACAAAUCUGCAGCCAUCUAAUGGAUAUGCUUUAAAGAAAUCCUCUGGUAAGAGAGUAAUUUUCUCCUUGGCUCAAAAAGAAAUAAUGAUAUCUUUUUACAACCGACAAGCAUCAAGUGGUGUCAGAGCCGAUCCAAAAGAUGUCAUUGCAUGUAUGAGAGACGGGGGUGUAGAACUCCUUAAAGAGACACAAAUCCGUAGCUGGUGGAGUACCUACCAUCAGAAAAGGAAACAAACUUUGAAUGUCUUGCAAGAGGAAGCAUGUCAUUUGCAAAGGAGUAAUCCGUCUCCAAGCAUCCCUGGCUCGACCACUCCUGUGUCUGUCCCUGGCUCGACAGUACCUGUACAGCAGCCCACUCCUGUUUCUGUCCCUGGCUCGACAGUUCCUGUACAGCAGCCCACUCCUGUUUCCGUCCCUGGCUCGACAGUUCCUGUACAGCAGCCCACUCCUGUUUCCGUCCCUGGCUCAACAGUUCCUGUACAGCAGCCCACUCCUGUUUCCGUCCCUGGCUCAACAGUUCCUGUACUGCCGGCCACUCCUGUGUCUGGCCCUGGCUUGACAGUUCCUGUACAGCAGCCCACUCCUGUUUCCGUCCCUGGCUCGACAGUUCCUGUACAGGAGCUCACUCCUGUUUCCGUCCCUGGCUCAACAGUUCCUGUACAGCAACCCACUCCUGUUUCCGUCCCUGGCUUGACAGUUCCUGUACAGCAGCCCACCCCAAUUUCCGUCCCUGGCUCGACAGUUCCCGUACAGCACCCCACUCCUGUCUCUGUCCCUGGCUCGACAGUUCCUGUACAGCAGCCCGCUCCUGUGUCUGUCCCUGGCUCGACAACAUCUGUACAGCAGCCCGCUCCUGUGCCUAGACGGCAGCCUAACCCUGUGUGUGCCCAUACCUCAACAGUUCCUACCACUGUGUCCCAGUCAACUAUACAGCCUACCCUGGUUCUAAACAACACUUCACGUUCUGCUACAGCCCCCUUUGGUGUAAUUACAGGGUACACAGUUCCCGGCUUAACAGACAUAUUACAGUGGACCUUCCCAGCAGACUUCUGCCAGUCAACUUUAGGAGGAAGAAGUGGCAGUAAUGCUUGUACUUUCAUUGCCUUGUACUUUGGACACCUCUACCUCCAUUGGAAGUUGCCACCUCCACUCCACAGUGUUCUUUCAAUGGAGUGGAAGUCUGCACUGUACAAAGCAAUGAAAAAGGGAAAUGAAAUCCAUGAUGAAUUGUUCGAAGGAGAGGGAGUGGAUGUGGCCGUGGAAGAUGCUGUGGAAAUGGCAGGGACAGAAUGCUUUGUUCAGUACAUAGGACAAGGUCUUGAUCUUAUUGGAAGCGACUGCGAAGAUCAAUUGGCAGAAGUAAUGGAAAUGUUGAGUACGUCUACCCCACCAUCCAGUUGCAAUGUGGUGGUCACUAGAGGGAGAAGUUUCCUUUUUAUUGUAAAUAAAGAUCGAUCAUGUAUGAUAGUGGACUCACAUAGGCAUGUAAACGUAGGAGCAAUGAUUGCUUAUUGCCCUUCAAAGUGUACAAGGAUGUUAGCCAAGUGGGUCAGAACUAUGUUCCGAGAGACAUGGCAAUGCGAUUUGAGAGCCUGUUCUGUCACUCCCAUUUUCUAUAGUACUGUAUAA
Messenger RNA from Porites evermanni, 5728 nucleotides. NCBI's taxonomy places the organism in Eukaryota, Metazoa, Cnidaria, Anthozoa, Scleractinia, Poritidae. The record is from the annotation of a GenBank genome assembly.